Aedes albopictus (Asian tiger mosquito) is the source of this 1479-nucleotide messenger RNA. RefSeq lists its product as uncharacterized. The coding region runs from base 1 to 1479 and encodes 492 amino acids. The transcript has 3 exons. Lineage: Eukaryota; Metazoa; Arthropoda; Insecta; Diptera; Culicidae. The record is from RefSeq and is a predicted model, not a curated record.
AUGAAGGUUAGCCUGGAGAUUUCCGGAGAACAGAAGACGCAUCUCUACCAGCUGGUCGAUGUUCGAACAGUGAACCGUCUAGACCUUCCUCGACAGUCAAUCCACUACACGGAAAUGGUGAAGAAGUACCCUUAUUUGGGCGGACUACCAAUCAAGGAUUAUGAAGACGCUGUUCCUGAAAUCCUCAUCGGUAACGAUAAUUUACAUCUUGCCGCCGUGUUGAAGAUUCGCGAAGGCAAUCCUCAAGAGCCCAUCGCCGCAAAAACACGUCUGGGGUGGACCAUCUACGGAUCGGUGCCAGGCAGCAGUGAGAACACAUUGAGCGCCGGGAUGAACCUGCCUACGUCACGAGAGAUCCAGAGGGCAAAUCGCAUACUGGAGAGCUCGACGAAGCGGAUCGGGCAGCGCUACGAGACCGGCUUGCUUUGGAGGUUCGACGUGUUUGAGUUUCCGGAUAGCUAUCAGAUGGCCGUAAAACGAAUGGUGUGUCUUGAACGGCGCAUGGCGAAGAAUGUGGCUAUAGGAGAAAGCGUGAGGAAGCAGAUGGUCGAAUACCAGGAAAAAGGAUACAUCCACCGGGCGAUAGAAGCGGAAUUGAAGGAAGCGGAUCCAAGGAGGACUUGGUAUCUCCCUUUAGGAGUAGCCUUAAAUCCCAAGAAACCGGAGAAGAUCCGAAUAUUCUGUGAUGCUGCGGCUAUGGUAGAUGGAGUAUCUUUGAACUCCAUGCUUUUGAAGGGGCCAGAUCUCCUGAGCUCUCUGCCCGCCGUUCUAUUCGGGUUCCGAGAGAGACGCUACGCCCUCUGUGCCGACAUCAAGGAGAUGUUCCAUCAGAUCCGAAUCAAGAAAGAAGACCGGCACGCUCAGCGACUGUUGUGGCGUGAUUCCCCGGACGAAGAUCCAGCAGUUUACAUCAUGGACGUCGCUACCUUCGGCUCUACCUGCUCCCCUUGUUCGGCACAGUAUGUAAAAAACAUCAAUGCUGUCGAACAUGCAGCGGAGUUUCCAGCGGCAGCGGAGGCUGUUAUCAAGAAACAUUAUGUCGACGAUUAUCUGGACAGCGCGGACCCUAUCGACGAAGCAGUGCGGCAGGCUGAGGAAGUGCGAAUCGUUCAUUCCAGAGGAGGUUUCCAUAUCAGGAACAGGAUGUCCAAUUCAGAGAAAGUUCUUCGACGGGUCGGGGGACCCAGUACGGCUACGAAAAAGCACCUGAGCCUGGAUAAAAGCGGCGUAACGGAACACGCGAGUGAAGGAGCCUACGCCUGCGUAGCGUACUUCAGGGCUGUGUAUUGCGGAAAGGUGGAAUGUGCGCUGGUUGCGGCAAAAUUCAAGGUGGCCCCGUUGAAGUCCCUAUCCAUCCCUCGUAUGGAGUUGCAGGCCGCAAUACUGGGUGUACGGUUGAAAAAGAUGAUUCGCCAAGCGCACAGUUUACCAAUCGACGAAUGUUUCUACUACACGGACUCCAAGAGGGGCUGUCCAUAA